Messenger RNA from Lactuca sativa (garden lettuce), 1933 nucleotides. Its product is annotated as laccase-17. Gene Ontology annotation, biological process: lignin catabolic process. NCBI's taxonomy places the organism in Eukaryota, Viridiplantae, Streptophyta, Magnoliopsida, Asterales, Asteraceae. Gene Ontology annotation, molecular function: copper ion binding; hydroquinone:oxygen oxidoreductase activity. The record is from RefSeq and is a predicted model, not a curated record. Gene Ontology annotation, cellular component: apoplast.
UAGCAACAGCUUUCAUAAUCUUCAACGAAAGACAGACACAAAGAUAUGGGUGGAAUUUUCUUGUCAUUGUUAGCAAUAACUUCACUGCUUCCUUUGUAUACAAUUGGUGGAACUACCAGGAGCUAUGAGUUUAACAUCGAGCUGCAAAACGUGACACGACUGUGCCACACAAAAAGCAUGGUUACGGUCAAUGGAAAAUUUCCAGGUCCACGUAUUGUCGCUCGAGAGGGUGAUCGGCUUCUUAUAAAAGUUACUAACCAUGUCUCCAGUAACAUUACAAUCCAUUGGCAUGGUAUUAGACAACUUCGGAGUGGAUGGGCCGAUGGGCCAGCAUACAUAACUCAAUGCCCCAUACAAACUGGCCAGAGUUAUGUGUACAACUACACUGUUAUUGGACAAAGAGGAACAUUGUUUUGGCAUGCACAUAUAUCAUGGUUACGAGCAAGUGUUUAUGGUCCUCUCAUCAUUCUGCCAAAGCUUAAUGUCCCCUACCCUUUUACCAAGCCCUAUAAAGAAGUUCCCAUCAUCUUUGGAGAGUGGUUCAAUACUGAUCCAGAGGCUAUAAUUUCGCAAGCAACACAAACCGGUGGGGGUCCAAAUGUUUCCGAUGCCUAUACCUUCAAUGGGCUUCCCGGACCUUUGUACAAUUGCUCUGCUAAAGACACAUUCAAGCUGAAGGUAAAAACCGGGAAGACGUACCUCCUUCGACUGAUCAACGCAGCACUCAAUGAUGAACUCUUUUUUAGCAUAGCAAACCACACCCUCACCGUUGUUGAGGCUGAUGCCAUUUAUGUAAAACCUUUCAAAACUGAAACGCUUAUACUAGCUCCUGGUCAAACCACCAACGUCCUCCUUAAAACCAAAUCCAAAUUUCCCGGUGCCAACUUUCUCAUGUCUGCUAGACCAUAUGUAACGGGUCAAGGAACCUUUGACAAUUCCACAGUUGCUGGUAUUCUCGAAUAUGAGUCACCUGUUCCGAUGAAAAAUCUUCCACUCUUUACACCAACAUUACCAUCUUUAAAUGACACUUCAUUCGUGUCAAAGUUUUCAAAUAGACUUCGAAGCUUGGCAAACUCUAAAUUUCCUGCUAAUGUCCCACAGAAGAUCGACAAACAUUUAUUUUUCACAGUAGGACUUGGGACGGCCCCUUGUGCGCAAAAUAGAACUUGCCAAGGACCGAACGGGGCUAGAUUCGCUGCAUCCAUAAAUAAUGUGUCAUUCGUACAACCAAGUGUUGCCCUUCUCCAGUCCCACUUCUUUAAUAAAUCGAAGGGUGUUUAUAGUCCUUAUUUCCCUAUCAACCCAGUGCAUUGGUUUAAUUAUACCGGAACUCCUCCAAAUAACACCUUUGUGAGCAAUGGUACAAAGCUCAUGGUUCUUCCUUUCAAUACUAGUGUGGAGUUGGUCAUGCAAGAUACCAGCAUUCUUGGUGCCUAAAGCCACCCUCUUCAUCUCCAUGGCUUCAAUUUCUUUGUUGUUGGUCAAGGGUUUGGAAACUACGAUCCUAAGAAGGACCCUAAGAACUUCAAUCUUGUGGACCCUAUCGAAAGAAACACGGUUGGUGUGCCUUCUGGUGGGUGGGUUGCUAUACGAUUUCUAGCGGACAACCCAGGGGUGUGGUUCAUGCAUUGUCAUUUGGAAGUUCAUACCGGUUGGGGUUUGAAGAUGGCAUGGCUCGUCUUGGAUGGAGAACUACCUAACCAAAAGCUCUUACCUCCACCGGCUGAUCUUCCAAAAUGUUAAAGCUUCCGUUGCUUGGAACAUUUCAAUCAAUUUUUUUCAACAAUUCAAGUUUGAGGGAUGUGAAUAUAUUGUUUUUCUACAACUUAACAUCGGAAUGUGUUAUAGUGAGUGAUUGACUAAAUUCAUGUGAGGAGGUACAUCAUUGAAUAAAAUCUAACAAUUUCUUGCGUAUGAAUUGAUUGUUUUUUCA